Messenger RNA from Periophthalmus magnuspinnatus, 6244 nucleotides. RefSeq names its product ras association domain-containing protein 8 (gene rassf8a). The transcript is spliced from 8 exons. The coding region runs from base 580 to 1950 and encodes 456 amino acids. Lineage: Eukaryota; Metazoa; Chordata; Actinopteri; Gobiiformes; Gobiidae. Gene Ontology annotation, biological process: signal transduction. The record is from RefSeq and is a predicted model, not a curated record.
GCAGCCUCAUAUGAGACCGCUACUGAUACACACACGGAGAACGCUUCAACUUUACGAGCGAGAAGAACAAUUGUGUCGUGCGUUUGUUGUCGCCCCUCUGCUCCCCCACAUCUCCGCUGUUUGCGCCUGAACGUCACUUUGUCGCAAGUGACUGAAGUGAUUUACUGCUCAGUGCUGGAGCUUGGGUAGCUUUUUGCAGAAUCAACGCAUUUAUUCGGUGUUUCAUCCCAAACUUGUGUCCGGAUAGGGUGAACCGAGUUGAAUCCUGUUUCUUCAGCAAAGCCGCUAACGCCAUUUAAGGACAGUCUAUGUGGAGGACAAGACUGUUUCCAACCAGCCGUGAAACACACCAAGAAUAGAGGGAUCAGGACGAGGAGUAACACAGACAGAUACUAAUCUGGAGCGGGGAAUGUCUGCUGGCACCUUCCCUCUGCCUCCGACCGUCGUGUGACUAUUCAUAGACGAGAGGAGCAAAACAAGCUCUCCCACAGAGCAGCCCGUUCUGCACACAGCUGCCGGAGGGCCAUAGCAGUGACUACCAUGUUAGGGCGGUCAGUGCGGAGAGGGCUCUGACCCAGCAUGGAGCUCAAGGUGUGGGUGGAUGGAGUCCAGAGGGUCGUGUGUGGAGUCACCGAGGCCACCACCUGUCAGGAAGUGGUCAUCGCACUCGCCCAGGCCAUAGGUCGCACUGGCAGAUACACUUUGGUGGAGAAAUGGCGAGACACUGAGCGCCACCUGGCCCCUAACGAGAGCCCUGUGGCCUCUCUGAACACAUGGGGUCAGUAUGCAGGCGACGUCCAGCUGAUCCUGCACCGCACCGGCCCCUCCCUGACUGAACGACCCCCAUCUGAGGGCCCCCCGCUGAGAGGCCCUGAAAGAGGACUGCACCGCCAGAGCCUCCCCCCUCUCGCUAAACUCCGACACCCCAACAACGACCACUCUUUACGUCGCAGAGAGCCGCGUCGUAAGUCUUUGACAUUCACUGGAGCGCCCAGGAGUCUGCGGGACAUUCUGAGCGGGGUUCCCUUGAGCGAGGGGGAAGCAAAGCGGAGAUAUCUAAAUGGCAACGGAGGAAGUCAUCAUCAUCAUCAUACUGUUCCAGCUAUGGGUACUGCGUCUCCGAGUCUAUGGGCCUGUCGUAUGGAGGACUUGGUCAGACUAGUAGGCCUGCAGCGAGAGACUUUGAAUGUUCUUGAGAGGAAGUUGGAGGCAUAUGAGUCUGAACUACACCUCUGGGAUGAAGGGCGGAGAGCAGCGAGAAGUACUGGGGACUUGUGUAACGGAGUAGGGUUGAUGGAGGAGAUUCUGAGAUUGGAGAAACAUCUGAGAAAGAAUGAGGUGGAGAUGGAGGAGGAGGAGUUUUGGGCCACAGAGCUGCAGAUCGAGCUGGAGAGCGAGCGGCAGCUAGAAGACAGGCUCCAGGAGCUGCGCAUGCGUCUGCAAGGAUGUGAGCAGGAGAUAGAAGAGAAGCUCGCUGUGGUGCAGGGUGUGGAGGCGGGUCUGGAGGAGGAGCGUGUGCAGAGAGAGAGGCAGGAGACCCAGUGGGUGACAGCGGCAGAGGCCCGGGCUCAGGUGCUCCGGGUGAAGACAGAGCUCAAAGCCCAGGAGAGGCAGGCUGUGCAGCUGGAGGGCAGCUGCCGGGCUCUGGACCGCUCACUCGGACAGAGCAGUAAGAAGCUACAGGACAUGCAGCAGGAGUUGGAACAGUUGACAAAGGAGCUGAGACAAGUGAACCUGCAGCAGUUCAUCAGGCAAACUGGCACCAAAGUGACAGUGCUGCCAGCCGAACCCACGGAGGAGGAGAGCGCCCCCAACAGCCGGGGAAUAGAUCUACUUCCUCUCACUGGCUCCCUGAAGCGCCCUCCAGGCUCCCAGCAUGCACCUGGCCACCUUCGGGUGCUCCACAGUCCACUGACCUCUGGCCUUAACCCAGAAGGCAUCUAUGUGUGAGUGAGGGAGCAAGUCUGGUCUUAACACAACCAAAAACUUAAGGACAUGAGUAUUGCAGUACAGGAUACCUCACUAAUACACUACUAUGCACUGUUACUCAGAUGUGUGUGAAAGCUACGAGUUUGAGCUAGUAUCGUCAGACUAAAGCACUUUUGGAGUUAAAAGUCGAUGUAAACUGAUUAGGUGUAAUAUUAAGACUACUGGCAAGUGGAAUGAGCGCAGCAAAUUAUCAAAAUAUCUCGAAAUAGGCAAGAAGUAUCCAGAUUUGAAUUAAAGACAGCUGAAUCCAUCCUGUGUAGAGUUCAACUAUGGGUCUAUCCUGCAGCCAGGUACUUCUGACCAACAUGUCGCUUCAAAUCUGGUGAAAUCUGGUGAAAUGUCCUGGGUUGCUACUACUGACAGAUUGCCCCAGAGACAUUGAAGGAUGGGUCAAAUGCAGAUUUAUACAUUAAGUAUGGCCACAAUACAAUAAUAAAUGAUAGAGGAUUGGAUAAAUCAAGCAGCAAGUGAACGUGUGAAUUUUAAAUCUUUGUCAGAAGCAAGAAAAUGAUGUUUAGGGGUUCAAAAAAACAGGGAUAGACCUAGAACAAGUGGGCAAACAAAGUUGAUCAUAUACAAUAAACAAAACUGAUAGAAAUUUUAAGAGGCAGCACAAUAACACUCUAUAAUAACUACACUUUAGCCUUAAUGAAGCAUGAACAGAGCCUCAUUCAUAAUAAACACAUUAAAGUUCUUUAAGAAGAUUCAGGUUUAAUGUAGCUACUCUGGUUUUCUUCAUAAAAAAAAGAACUUUACAUUCCGACUGAUGUUCAUGUGUGUCAAUAUUUAAUUUUUUUCACACUUUCCACACCUUUUAACACCGUGAAAACUAAAAGACGGAUAAAGGAACAUUUUUUUUAGAUCUGAUACAUGUAAUAACAUUUCAAAUAAGCAGUAGUUAAGUAGCAUAUUUUGAACUCAGACGUCUUUUCUUUGCACUUUUCGCUCAAUCUUUUCAUUUUACUACUACUAUUUUCUCCCUCUGUUUAACUUCCAGGGUAAAACAUGUGCUCACGUGACUCACAAAAGGUCAGUUCUUUUUACACAUAAAAGAUAUAUGAAAUUAAUAAAAUAAAGACAGCAAUAUUUUGACACAUCUUGAUCAUUUAGAUAUAAUUUAAAUAUAGAACAAUCAUUUUUUUAACUGACUUCUGAAAACAAAUAUACUGACACAUUACAGCUACACUUACAGCUUAAUCAAUACCUUAACCUUUACUCCUUAAUUAAGUAGUAGCUGAGCCUGAAUCAUUCUUAAUCAUUAUGAAUUAAGUCUUUUUUCAUACUUUAUUAAGGCUAAUUGAAUUGUGCAGUUAACGUCUACAGUCCUGGCCAAACUUAGCUCAAGAUCUUGAUAGAUAAUCUGUUGCGUACGGCUCCGGAUCGCCUGUCCAGUGACAUUCAAAUAAAAAGGACAAAAUAAAGUGUACUUUACCUUAAUUUGCAUAUGCUCGUUUUGGAGUGUGGUCUUAAUGUUGCGCCUGAUCAGUAUCACGUCCUAUACUGCAGUAUUUUGUUAAUAGUGCACAUGUUUUGGCAACACACUUUUAAUUAUGACGUUUGUAACUUUAUGUACAAUAUAAUAGCGUCUUCAUUUGAAUAUUUUAGCAUCCACUGAAUAAUUUUUUCCUGCAUAUUAACUCUGCAAUUGCCUUUUAAACAGUUUUGGAAUCUUGGUAUGUGAACUUAUGAAGUAUUUAGCAUAUGCAUUGUCUACAGUGAUCUCCGCAGCAUCGUGACUGGGCCUGAUGAUGAAUGAAGGAGCCACUAAUAGCAUCUGUUUUAAAGCUGUUGAGAUAUCUUUUUGCAUAUUAAACGUUAUGUGUAGCUGUUCAUUUUAAACUAUGCACAGGUGGAUUUGUCCCUGUUGAAUGUUAAUCGUCUGUAUGUGUCCAAAUUAGUGGCAUAUUGUAAAUAACUUUUCUUAUUCCAAGCUUUAUUUUGAGGAUACUCUAUUUUAUUACCAAGGGGUUGCAUUUUUGGUCACAGAAAUGCAGUAGCCACAUUCCCUCUCUGGUGGUUGAAUUGACUACAUAGUAUAUUUUUGCCAAUUAUAAUCUUGCUUGUUUUUUUCUGUAAGGAUCGGCGGUGGCCAAAGUUGCAUGAUUGUAUUGUUGACGCAGCCGUAUCAAAAUGUGCAAACCACUUUCAAUACAGUAUUAACCUUCGUUAGCAUGUACAUGUGUCAUGGUUAGAAACAGACUUUGUGAGUAAGUUAGUAAUUAAAGAGAUGGUCCAGUAUUUUGUAAAAGGGCAUUUUUAAUACAAGGAUUCAGUCAUACUUUGAUUCAGUUGUAAAAAUACAAGUUGGAGGAGCGGACAGGAGCAGUCGUGAAGGUUUUGUGGUAUGUUAAAUGUAUAGUCGCUUACAUGGAUUCAGUCCAGUGAGGUUCAUGUUAUCUUCGGAGUUUUUUUCAGACCAAGGUUUCGUUUGUUUUCAUACUUGACAGUUUGGACUGCUCACUAGUGGUCGUCCUCAGUGGUGGUGGUCAGGUGAUUUUGCUGUGAGGUGUCCGGUCAGCUGAUUUUAAAAAGGCUUUGGUGCUAUAUUCUUACAGCGUAGGCAGGAUGACGGCGCCAUCUGCUGUCCGACUUCUUCAGGACAGUAUCUCAGACGUGUGAGAGGACAAGAGAGAACUAUUAUUAUAUUAUGGACUGGGACGGAGGACAACAUCGUCACUGGAUUAAGGAGGCAAUCGAAACACAGAAACAUGAGCACGGGACUUUAAACCGGGACAAGGGGGGCUUUUUGCUCUCACACACCUGGGAUACUUUCCUGAAUAUAACAUAAGGACACGUAUGAAUGUAUGUACGGCUAUGUGAAGUCAAUAGUUUGGUUCAAGUUUGAAAGGAAAAAAAGCCUAAAGACAGAAGUGCAGUAGGUAUAAGUGUGUUGCCCAUUCACACAAUAACAGUACACAAUUUGGCAAGGUUUUAAUGAGCCUCCCUUUGAGUUGUGAGUAAAUACUCAACCCCAUUGUGCCACUCUAGCCACUAAAUUUGAAUGCAAUAGGAAUGGGAUUGCAUAGAGUCUGAGUUAUGUUUGCAUUCAAUAGUGUAGUCAUUGUAGUCAUUGUUGUGUGUGUUUUUAUUAAUCUGUUCAUGUAUUCAAACUAAGCACACACUACAAUGUGGCCAUUUAAACCACACUAUGUCGGUUAAUGUUAUCUUAAGUUUAUAUAGUCACAUCAUCCAUCAUCUCUAUUAAUUAAUGUUCUCUAUACAGAGGACAGACCCUGCUUGCUUUUGUUUUCCUCAUAGUUCUGUUGCUUCUUUCUGCUACUCCAAAAAUACACCAACAACUGUAUGAAAUGACUAUUAAUUAAAUGUGUCUGGCAAUAUCCUGGACUAUCUCUUUAAAAGAAUAGUAUGCAAAUCUUUAGGAACUCAUUGUAGAUAGUAGUUGAGCUGCUAAACAUUCAAAGUGCCUUAAACGUGUCGAAUUAAAAUGCAGUAGUGCUUUAGUAGUGUAUGUUUGGAUAUUAGUGCUAUAUACAAGGAGACACAUUAGCACAUAUGUCUAAUUGCAAAUGAAAUAUGCUGUCAUGUGUAUUUGAAGAUGUCAUCGGUAUUGUUAUUGUUACACUAUAGAUUCUGCGUUCAUUUGUGUUUUAAUGUUUAGUCAGUUAUUUCAAUAUGUACAAGGUGAUAAAUGAGAAUAAUUUUGUACUUGUGGCAUUUCAGUCGAAUCAGGGUGAGUCAAAAGAGUAAAAUAAUUAGGUAAAAUGCCUUUACAGUAGAUUAAAAGUACAGAGAAAUAAAAUGGACAGUUUAGCAUAUCAUGAAAUUUGAAUAUUACUGUAAAAUAAUAGGUCGACAUUAUCACUAUGUUCUAAUUUUAAACUUUAUAACAUUUAUAAAGAAAUACAUAUUUUUGUGAUAUAGGCUCAUUUGAAAUCUGAUUUACUGACGUGUAAUAAUCUAGUAUUUUGUUCUGAUCAUGUUAAAUGCCGAAUAAUUAGUGUUUUAAGUUAGCGACAAGUUAAAACAUCAGCACUAUUUUCAAAUGUAACUAUUAAAAAUAUCUGUAGUGACAGUUCAAAGUAUAUUGGUGGAUUUCCCUUUAAGAAACCACUUGCGCUUUCCACUCUGGGAUGAGAUGUCUUGUUUGUUGUUUACAAAAUGCUAUGUUAAAUAGAUCAUGUACGAUUUGAACUGUUCAGGUGCAGUUGUGCUCAUGUUUCUCUGCCUUAAUAAACUGCAUUGUGGGAUGUGGCUGCUGGUAUGAUACGGAUUGCAUGAAUUAAUAAAGUUUCUG